Molecule: messenger RNA, 1234 nt
Organism: Cryptomeria japonica (Japanese cedar)
Lineage: Eukaryota; Viridiplantae; Streptophyta; Pinopsida; Cupressales; Cupressaceae
Product: calmodulin-like protein 3
Exons: 1
Coding region: 151-831 (226 amino acids)
Molecular function (GO): calcium ion binding
Source: RefSeq, a predicted model, not a curated record
UGGUAGAAAUUAGGGAGUUUAGCGAAGCUAAACAUACCUAAUUCCCUAUUUCUCAACUGCAGUCAAACGUUGAGAUCACGUCGCCUAGGGCAGCACGCAAUAUUUUCUCAUCCACAAAGAUUAUAUAUACACAUUGUGUAUCAUCCGGCCAUGGCAGUAGGGGAAGGAAUUGUGAGCUUCCUGGAAGAUAGCAGUAUGGUCAGCGCGUUUCUAAGGACGGUGCUGCUGUACGGACUGCUUAGCUCUAUUCUGCGCUAUCUUUUUCCUAAGAAAUUUAAGGGUUUCUUCGGCGGGAAGGCCAUGGAGGUUGUGGCUAAAAGCGGCGAGGGUUUGAAGGAGGAAAGCAGCGCUGCUAAUUUAGCGGUAGGGAGAGACGAGCUACGGAGGGUUUUCUCGACCUUCGAUAAAAAUGGCGACGGCCUCAUAAGCCAGCAGGAAAUGACGGAGUCACUGGAGAAGCUAGGGCUCAAGAUCGGAGAAGAGGAGGUUUUGUCCGCCAUUAAAAAGGUGGAUGCUAACGGCGACGGAAACGUAGAUUUUGAGGAAUUUGUGAUGUUUUAUGCGGACAUUAGCAAAGUAGGAGAGGGGGCUACUAAUUUGGAGGAAGAUCCAGAACUUGCAGAUGCUUUUGCUGUUUUUGAUGGAAAUGGCGACGGUCUCAUAACUGCAGAGGAGUUGCAGUCUGUUAUGUGUUCGCUUGGGUUGAAGGAAGGACGGACGGCUGGAGAUUGUCGGAAUAUGAUUCGCCAGGUUGACAUGGACGGCGAUGGGAUGGUUAACUAUGCAGAGUUUAAGGAGAUGAUGAAGAGUGCUUUUGCUAAGAAAACAUGAUUCAGAUAGUCUUCUUCUGGUGGAGAACUUUAAAAUUUAGGUGGAAUGCCUAUUUUUUUUGAGUUUAUUCCGCCUGUAAAAUAUGACUGUAGUCUGUAAGGGGGAGGUAAAGGUCUUGGGGUCGAAUCUUGUGGUGGGGUGUGAUAUUACUGAUUUGGUUUUAGACUUAGGUUUGGUUUUUUCUUUUUUAUUUUCUAUUUUUCUUUUUUUAUUGUUGUUGGUUCUUCUUCUGCAGAUGUACAAAUGCUCUGCUCUGUAAAUUGAAUUGACUUUAGUUUUUGGCAUUCUGAAGGUUGUUGGGUUAACCUUAGUUUGGUAUUUCGGAAAGUUGUUGGCUUAAUUUGUUAUAACUGUAACUGGUGCUAUCAAAUGAAUGAAUUGAAAUUUAGAAUUUUUCAGGAUA